UCGCCCACAUCUUCCCCAGCUCUGCUAUGGCCAACAUCGGGCAAGGCUUGGUACUGCUGCUGCUGCUGCUGCUACUGACAGCCCAACCAGGGCCCCUGAAGGCUCAGCACUGGUCCCAUGGCUGGUAUCCUGGAGGAAAACGAAGCCCCGACUCACCUCAGGAACCUCAGCCUGCUCCAAGGUUCCCAGCAGGCAACCCACGCCAGAGUGCCCAAAGCCUCCCAAGCGGUGCCUUGGUACCUCCUGAGGACACUGUUUCCGAGGAAGCCAAGACCAUGGCCUGGUGGCUCCUCCAAAAGCAGCGCCUGAUGCAGACAUUGCUGCCCCGACCCUGAGCGAGCCCGCCGCGCCCUCCGAGCCUCCAAUAAAGACGCGCCUCCGAACGGUG
This is a messenger RNA of Suncus etruscus (white-toothed pygmy shrew), 388 nucleotides long. Its product is annotated as progonadoliberin-2. Gene Ontology annotation, molecular function: hormone activity. The transcript has 4 exons. Gene Ontology annotation, cellular component: extracellular region. Gene Ontology annotation, biological process: multicellular organism development. NCBI's taxonomy places the organism in Eukaryota, Metazoa, Chordata, Mammalia, Eulipotyphla, Soricidae. Bases 27 to 335 code for a protein of 102 amino acids. The record is from RefSeq and is a predicted model, not a curated record.